UUGACAGUUCAAUGUGUCAAUGAACUUUGUGAAACUGAAGAAGUUUUGCUUUUAUUUGUAUUUGUAAUAAUUCUUGAAAAAGUUUAUAGAACUGGUUCAAUAAUUUAUAACAUCACUAGAGAAACUGUGGCGUAUCAAUCCACUUCCCCAAGAUGGGUCGGAAAGUAACAGUAGCUGUGUGCACACUCAAUCAAUGGGCGUUAGAUUUUGAAGGAAACUUGAAUAGAAUACUGCAGUCCGUGCAGGAGGCUAAAGAACUGAACGCGUUAUAUCGCACAGGUCCUGAAUUGGAAGUAUGUGGGUACAGUUGCGAAGAUCAUUUCCACGAGCCAGAUACAUACCUCCAUAGCUGGCAGGUUUUAGCAGAAUUACUAAAGUCGCCAACCUGCAAGGAUAUGCUGAUAGAUGUUGGCAUGCCAGUUCAACACAGAAAUGUGACUUACAAUUGUCGCGUAGCAUUCCUCAACAAACAAAUUUUGUUAAUCAGACCAAAGAUGAUGCUUUGCGAGGAUGGUAACUACAGGGAGUCCAGGUGGUUUUCAUGUUGGACCAAAGAAAGGCAAAUAGAGGAUUACUACUUGCCUAGAAUGAUAACAGCAAUCACGAAUCAGACUACGGUGCCUAUCGGAGAUGCGGUGAUCGCGACUAAAGACACGUGCAUAGGAUACGAAAUUUGCGAAGAACUGUGGAACCCUCAAAGUCGUCAUAUCCCCCUAAGCCUGGACGGCGUGGAGAUCAUAGCCAACGGUUCCGGCAGCUACAUGGAACUGCGCAAAGCAUACGUCACCGUAGACCUGGUCAAAAGUGCCACAUUCAAGAGCGGUGGUGCCUACUUGUUCAGCAAUCUUAGAGGCUGCGACGGACAGAGGAUUUACUUCAACGGGUGUUCCUGUGUCGCCGUGAAUGGAGAGGUUGUUAGCAGGGGAUUGCAGUUUGCACUGCACGAUGUUGAGGUAAUAACAGCCACAAUAGACCUAGAAGACAUUCGGUCGUACAGAACUCAGAUUAGAUCCCGGUCACACUUGGCCGCGUCCAACAAGCCGUUCCCGCGUAUCACUGUUCCCUUCGCGUUGUCUGAUGACGAUGACGUACACCUGACAACCAGCCCACCGAUAGACUGGAAGUAUCUGACGCCAGAAGAAGAAAUCGAAUUAGGCCCAGCUUGUUGGCUUUGGGACUACCUCCGCAGGUCAGGGCAAGGAGGCUUUUUCUUACCCCUAAGUGGCGGUGUGGACUCCACGAGUACCGCUUGCAUCGUAUUUUCAAUGUGCACACAGAUCUGUGACGCAAUACAGAAAGGAGAGAGUCAAGUUUUGUACGACGUUCGGAAGAUCCUCUGCCAGUCUGACUACACGCCAUCAGAUCCUAUGGAACUAUGCAAUAGGUUGCUGGUAACGUGCUAUAUGGCUUCAGAGAAUUCUAGUCAGGAGACUAAACAGAGAGCUUCGCAGCUCGCCAGCGAAAUAGGCAGCUACCAUUUCCCGAUCAUGAUCGACUCGGCCGUGAGCGCAGUAAUUGGCAUAUUCACAACUGCCACUGGUCUCGUGCCGAAAUUCAGGAGCAAAGGCGGCUGUGCUAGGCAGAAUCUGGCCUUACAGAAUAUACAGGCACGUUUACGGAUGGUGCUAUCGUACUUGUUUGCUCAGCUGAUGCUAUGGGUGCGAGGCCGGCCGGGCGGCUUACUCGUACUCGGCUCGUCCAACGUAGACGAAGCCUUGAGAGGCUACAUGACCAAGUACGAUUGCUCAAGCGCAGACGUCAACCCCAUAGGAGGAAUAUCCAAGACCGACCUUAAGGCGUUCCUUCAGUAUGCUAAAAGCCGAUUCUUCUUGCCCUCACUAUCGGAAAUACUCCAAGCGCCUCCCACUGCGGAAUUAGAGCCGCUAACUGACGGUCAGAUAACGCAAACUGACGAACAAGACAUGGGCAUGACGUAUGCAGAGUUGUCAGAGUUCGGGAGACUGCGCAAGACCCAUCACUGCGGCCCCUUCAGUAUGUUCCACAAACUGGUUCACACUUGGAGCGACAAAUGCACGGCCCAAGAGGUCGCUGAGAAGGUGAAGCAUUUCUUCCGGUGCUACGCGAUCAACCGACACAAGAUGACCGUACUGACACCCUCGUACCACGCGGAGACUUACAGUCCCGACGACAACCGGUUCGACCAUCGCCCGUUCCUCUACCGCGUGCAUUGGAACUGGCAGUUCAAGGCCAUUGAUGAUGCGGUAACGCAAAUGUCAAAGGACAAACGCGGAUCGCUGCGAGACGGCGACCGUAGCCAAGUAAAUCAAGAGCUCGGUAAAACCAAUAACGGUAGUGCACUUGCGCCCAGUGUGAAUGCACCCUUGUAUAUGCGUAGGAAAGGAGUGCUAAUAUAGUCACUUGCUUGUUUGUUGUGUGUCGUUCAUCAUUUUUUACUGCUUGUGUAUGCUUGAAGACUAAGAGCUAGUGAACGCCAGACCUACGUCAUUUUAUAAAAGCUGAAAGUUUGUCAGCGUAUGCUCCCAAUAUAGGUUAAAAUGCUGGUGAAUCAUGAAGUUUGGGUCAUCGUGGCUUUGGCAGCUAUCCUAAAAAACUGUCAAAACUAUUUGGCUGAUGUGGAAAAAACUUAUAAUCAUUGCCCAAAUAUUAUGCAUAAAAAUCUGAAUUUUUGGUAUAACGACGUAGGUCUGGCGUUCACUAGCUCUUAGUCUAUUGGAUUGAAACAUCAUUGUGGGGCGCUAUACCUAAGCUGAUUACUCUGAAUUGGGCGGUCAAACCGAAUGUCCAGACGUUAUGCCAACUCGCUUAAACAUGUAUAGCGCCCCUGAAAGUGUAGUGCCACGAUAUUUUAGGUUUUAACCCGUGGUUAGACUCAGCAAAAACUAUUUUGUUUGGCUCCUAACUUCAGGCAAUAAAGUUGAAAAGAUUUUUUUACUUAAUGACUUUAAUAAAUAUAACCUGUCUGUUCAAGGAUUAGGUUAUCAUUUGAAUUUUGUUUAUCAUAUUCAUAUUAAUUAAUGAUAACAACAACAACUCUGAAUGUGAAAAAGAAACUUAAUCCAACUUUUUUGCUUUUUUAAAAAGUACUUUAAUCAUUUUAAUAUACAUAAUAUGUAUAGCACAUAAGAGCCAGUCUUAAUUUGAACAAACAACUACUUUUAAAAUUACGACUUAUUAAAUAAAUACCGUCAAUAUACAUAAUUAUGUAAUUAUGUCACAACUUUUUUUUUAACAGUGUAUGUUUGUUCGAGUGCUUUUUGACAUGC
Molecule: messenger RNA, 3245 nt
Organism: Ostrinia furnacalis (Asian corn borer)
Lineage: Eukaryota; Metazoa; Arthropoda; Insecta; Lepidoptera; Crambidae
Gene: Nadsyn
Product: NAD synthetase
Exons: 13
Coding region: 153-2375 (740 amino acids)
Biological process (GO): NAD+ biosynthetic process
Cellular component (GO): cytoplasm
Molecular function (GO): glutaminase activity; NAD+ synthase (glutamine-hydrolyzing) activity; ATP binding
Source: RefSeq, a predicted model, not a curated record